Molecule: messenger RNA, 3192 nt
Organism: Patiria miniata (bat star)
Lineage: Eukaryota; Metazoa; Echinodermata; Asteroidea; Valvatida; Asterinidae
Gene: ube2c
Product: probable ubiquitin-conjugating enzyme E2 C
Exons: 5
Coding region: 125-685 (186 amino acids)
Source: RefSeq, a predicted model, not a curated record
GGUAAACAUGUCCUAAUUACAUGCCUUACUAAGUUACCGUACCGCCGUUUACAUCUGCACGCACCUCAUUUUUGGGCGUCGUAUUAAUCUAUAUUUAUUGAAUUAUUUCAGCAAAGUUACAACCAUGGCGUCACAGAAUAUAGAUCCGAUGUCGGCUGCAGCAAAUAGUGCGGGCAACAGACGAAAAGAAUCAACCAAACAAGUGACAGAAAGGGUGGAUAGACACAAAGUGACAAACAGACUUAAUCAAGAGUUGAUGCAGCUCAUGAUGAGUCCACCCAAAGGUAUAUCAGCAUUUCCUGAUGGUGACAACAUCUUCAGUUGGAAGGCUACAGUGGAAGGCAGUCCAGAUUCUAUGUACGAGGGUCUCAACUACAAACUCUCCAUGACCUUUCCGCCAAACUACUCCUAUUCCGCACCCACGGUCAAGUUCCUGACCCCCUGCUUCCAUCCCAACGUGGACACGGAAGGCAAUAUCUGCCUGGAUAUUCUAAAAGAGGAGUGGAUACCGACCUACACUGUUUCCUCCAUACUGCUGUCCAUUCAGGGUCUCUUAGCAGCACCCAACGUGGACAGUCCUCUCAACCUUCAAGCAGCCCAGCUCUGGGAGAACCCUGCAGCCUUCAGGAAAACCCUCCACGAGAAAUACCAGGGGGACACCAAGAGGAAAGACCAGGCAAAAUAAAGGCAAUGCAGUGUGUACGAAAACCCCUGCCAUAAUAAAUUACAUGUCGACCCAGAUUGGAAGCAUGUUGGUUCAGAGACGCUUUAUAGUGCCACACAGUCAUCACAUGUUUCAGUAGUGGAUAGUUUACACAUUGCUUUUGCAAAAGCACAUCACCUGGCUGGUUCGAGUCCAGCAAGUUAAGCCCUAGGACAACACUGAGUAUACAGUCGAACCCUGAUAAGAAGAGUAUCGUUGAUACAAUAUCCUGCUUAAAAAAAAGCAAAAUUUUAUGUCCCAAAUCUUUGUUUUCCUUUGUUUUCCAUUACUGUUAAUACAGGGUACCUGUUCGUAAAGCCUCAAGGACCUUGUUAUAAAGGUGUUCGACUGUACAGUGUUUAUAAAUACGUCGACGAAGGGCAAAACCCAAUAUAAAGAUAUAUAUGCCUUGGAUCAUAACUUGCCUAUAUGUAGAAUUAGGUUCGAGUUCUAGAUGGAUCCAAUGUGAACCUUAAAUAAAUGUACGCUUAUGCUCUUUAGCCAUCAGGAAUUUGCCUGUAAUUUUUGUACAAUUUUUGUGUCACCUAAACGAAGUUUAGGGGCACACUUACCAGUCCUAAAUGCUAUAUGUAUUAGGUAAGUACAGUCUGUAUGACCGUACUUACCACAGCUACUUGUGGGGUACUCAUACAAAGGGAAAUUUUGAAAACAAUGCUACCCCACUACUCACCUUUAAAAAAACUGUACCCCAGAAGUGAAAUUCUAAAUAAAAGGUAUAAAAGGACAACAAUGCAAGUACCCCAGAACUUCCAUCUGCUGAGAUACCAGUAUGAAAGUAUCCCUAUAUGACCGUAUAUAUGUUAAAAAUGAGGUUAAGUUUUUGGAAGAAGUGUAUAACCUCUACAUCUUUCAUGGAUUUGGAUGAAACUUAGAUGCACUGACCAUUGGGUGAGAAGACACAAUUCUUCAUGGGAUAACGGAGGUCAAAGGUCAUGUAGAGGUCUUGUUUUUAAAGAUAUGUACAUUUAAGACUUUCACAAUGUUUGAUGAUGAACUACAUGUACUUUUGAUGAGGUUUGAUAAAAAAAAAAUAAAAAGCCUUUCACAAUUUGUAUAAAAUGUGUACCUUUUAAAUUUUGAUGUCAAAAUAAACACUCCAAGAAUAUGGUGUAGAUAUUGCACAAUUUUGGAAAUUUGAGUUCUGGAGAAAAAAAAAAUUCUCAGAAGUCAAUACAUGGGUAUGUAAAUUCUCUUCCUUUUCUUGUGAAGGGGAGCAGUGUCUAUAACAUUCUUUCUAUAUUUCAGUAAAACAUGUUUGUAGUAAUCAUCGAUUAGAAUUUGAUUCGACAGUCAAUGCUCGACUUUAUUUUAAAAGCUAUGUGUACAGAAACGUUGAACAUCUGCUUUAUUAUAUCAGAUUUUUUCUUUCCGUGUAUUUCUUUUGUACAUGAGCACAUUUGAAAACUAGCAAAUCUGUUAUGAAUAUUUGUAUAUGAAUUUUGUCGAUUUUUUUUGUUUUUGUUAAUAAAUGUAAAACUAACAUAUGAAGAAAACACGUUUGUUUCGUGUACAUAUAAUGUGACCCGUCACAUAGUUAGUAUAAAGUCAGACUUUUUAAGAAAUUAGAUAUUUGCACGUUUGUAUUUUGCAGAACAAGAGCUUUCUAAUGGUACAAACAACUGAGAAAGGUAGAACAGGACUAAAAAGAAUUUCAAAUUUUGGAUGUGCCCCACUGUACUGCAAAAUGGUCACACGUGUUCCACAAAUAAUAAGUGCCAUGGCCUAGUGGUCUGGAGCAUUGAAUUUGUGGUCUGUGGGUAAUUUUGAAGGUUGUGGGUUCGAGUCCAGCCUGCGGCAAUGGUGCAUGUGCCCUUGGGCAAGGCACUUUGUCACUCAUUGCUUCUCUCCACCCAGGAGUAAAUGGGUACCUGUGAGGGCAGAGUUGGUUACUGUUAGAGGUUGAUUAUGGCCAAGUGGCUGCCUACCGGCCUUGUAUGCUCCCCAGGGAGAUGAGGUUUCAGGAGUGUUUGCCCGUUGAACAGGGGCAGUAAUAAUUGUAAAGCGCUUUGAUACCCCGUUUAAAAGCCCUAUACUGUAUAUAUGCCUGUUAUUAUUUAUUAUUACAUACAUACACAACAAUGAAGCCACAUGCACAAAGUUUUAGAUCUGCACACGCGCAGCAUUUAUUUACUUCAUUAAAUCUUCCUCAAUACAUGUUUUUAUUACAAAUCCAUGUAUACACUACAUAAGUCUCCAAAAAAUCACAUAAUCUUUCUAAAAAUGCAAGGGAAUAAAUAGACAAAAAUGGCUACCUUUAAAUUUUUUUUUUUAAUUUUUUUUUUUUCACCUCUGCACAACAGAUUAAAUUAUCCAUAUUAAAAUGACAACAGAAAUAAAUUAAAAGAGUGAAAAGAGGCAUCUUCUUCAGAUGAUUGUGUAGCUUUGUUAUAAAGAUCCUAAAAACAAUUCCAUUGUAAUCAUACAAACAGCAAAAGAGAAUAAAAUGACGGACUGUGUGAGAAACCAAA